This is a messenger RNA of Chenopodium quinoa (quinoa), 1071 nucleotides long. RefSeq lists its product as uncharacterized. Lineage: Eukaryota; Viridiplantae; Streptophyta; Magnoliopsida; Caryophyllales; Amaranthaceae. Bases 1 to 1071 code for a protein of 356 amino acids. The transcript is spliced from 3 exons. The record is from RefSeq and is a predicted model, not a curated record.
AUGACAACUGUAAGUGCUCUUUUAGCAGUUGCUGCAAUAUAUAGUUGGAUGACUUUUCAAAUGGAUGCCACUAAUGCAUUUCUGCAUGGUGAAUUAGAUGAGGAUGUCUAUAUGUCUCUUCCUCAAGGAUACACUACUUAUGGAAGCAGAAUACAGGUUGAUUCUCAGGGAAAAACUCCUAUAAAAAAUUCACAUCUUGUUUGCAGAAUGAACAAAUCAUUAUAUGGCCUUCAACAGGCUCCCACACAGUGGUUUGUUAAACUUUCUACUUCUCUCCUUUCUUUUGGCUACACUCAGUCCAAAUCUGAUUAUAGCCUGUUCACUAAAUCACAUGGUGAUUCAAUAACUGCUGUUCUGGUAUAUGUUGAUGAUUUUCUCAUCACAGGAAAUGACACAAAUGAAAUCAUCAAGCUUAAACAGAUUCUAUCCUCUCACUUUCAUAUGAAAGACUUUGGUACUUUAAGGUAUUUUUUGGGAUUAGAAAUUGAUCACACUGAUCAAGACAAAGGCACUCUUUUGCCUAAUUUUGUUGUCUAUCAACAACUCCUUGGGAAACUAAUUUAUUUGACUGUUACUAGGCUUGAUAUAUCCUUUACAGUCCAACUUCUGAGUAAAUUCAUGCAUUCUCCAACAUCCACUCACUUACAAGCUGUAAAAAGACUCCUGAGAUAUCUUGCUGGAACCAGAACUCAGGGAAUUAUUUUAGCUUCUUCUUCUGUAGCUCAUUUGACUGCAUUCUGUGACAGUGAUUGGGCAAGUUGUCUAAAUUCAAGGAGAUCCACCACUGGCUACUGUAUUUUACUUAGUAAAUCACCAAUUUCAUGGAAAGCAAAGAAGCAGUCAGUGGUUGCAAAGUCCUCUGCUGAAGCAGAAUAUAGAGCUAUGGCUCUACAGCAUGAAGCUCUUGCUAUUGCUGCCAAUCCAGUCUUACAUGAAAGAACAAAACACAUAGAAAUUGAUUAUCAUCACUAUGUGAGGGAUAUGGUGAAAACUGGUGAUCUUAUUCCUUCUCAUUUUUCUUCCAAGGAUCAACUUGCUGAUAUUCUUACUAAGGGUCUCUUUGUCAAGUAG